Molecule: messenger RNA, 1652 nt
Organism: Populus euphratica (Euphrates poplar)
Lineage: Eukaryota; Viridiplantae; Streptophyta; Magnoliopsida; Malpighiales; Salicaceae
Gene: MFL1
Product: Mitochondrial substrate carrier family protein
Exons: 2
Coding region: 85-1275 (396 amino acids)
Source: RefSeq, a predicted model, not a curated record
CUCAUGUAAAUGUUGGCUUCCAAAAACCCUUAGAAAGAAGAUGAGAGGCUGGUAGCGAAAGAAGUGUUUUUUUCCCCCACAGAAAUGGAGGCAAAUCUGUGUGCAUCUCUAGGCCUCCCAUCUCCAAACUCUCAAAAUCACCACGAUCCAGCAAUCCAAACUGACCUCACUAACCUCUUCACUCAAUUCUCCUCUCUUAUAUUGAUUAAAAACCCAGAAAAACCGACCAAAACCCGCUAUAAAACCACCCUCCCAUUUGCCUCAAACUCCUUAGAUUCCCAGAUUUUUGCACCAAAAAGCCCAAAAUGGCUCCAAUCCACCUCAACAAACAGCCCCAAAGUCCAAUCUUUAAUGAAAAACCUCUCUGUUUUUGAGAGAGCACUUAUAGGAGCAGGUGGCGGCGGCAUAGCUGGUGCAUUUACUUAUGUGUGUCUGCACCCGCUUGAUACAAUUAAAACGAAGUUGCAAACAAAGGGUGCAUCUCAGAUUUAUAAAAAUACACUUGAUGCUGUGAUUAAGACCUUCCAAGAUAAAGGGAUUUUGGGGUUUUAUAGUGGUGUAUCUGCUGUGAUUGUGGGUUCUACUGCAUCUUCAGCCGUGUAUUUUGGUACUUGUGAGUUUGGUAAAUCAAUUUUGUCAAAAUUUGAGAAGUACCCAUCCGUGCUUAUCCCUCCAACUGCGGGUGCAAUGGGCAAUAUUGUGUCAUCAGCAAUAAUGGUGCCUAAAGAAUUGAUUACGCAGCAAAUGCAAGCUGGUGCAAAGGGGAGAUCUUGGGAAGUUUUGCUGAGAAUUUUGGAGAACGAUGGCAUCUUGGGCCUUUAUGCAGGGUAUUCUGCUACUUUGUUAAGGAAUUUGCCUGCUGGUGUGCUGAGUUAUUCUUCAUUCGAGUAUUUAAAAGCUGCUGUUUUGACUAAGACUAGAAAGAACAGUUUGCUGCCAAUUGAAAGUGUGUGCUGUGGGGCACUGGCUGGGGCUAUUUCAGCGUCUUUAACCACACCACUUGAUGUAGUUAAGACCAGGUUGAUGACCCAAAUGAAAAAGGACGUUGUAGAUAAGGCUGCAGCUGUAAUGUAUAGUGGUGUUUCGGCGACAGUGAAGCAGAUUUUGACGGAGGAAGGGUGGGUAGGUUUUACUAGGGGAAUGGGUCCUAGAGUGGUUCAUAGUGCUUGCUUUUCGGCUUUGGGAUACUUUGCAUUUGAGACGGCAAGGCUUGCUAUCCUGCAUCGGUACUUGAGGCACAAGGAGUUGCGCGAGUUGGAUGGUGCUCCUGCAUGAUUGGUGGCUGUGAAUUGGGAUUGAUUGCCAUUGCUGCUGCAGCACUAGACAUUUAGAGUUGUUUUGAUAAAAAUGGAUCGCUGCAUCAACAAACUAAUUGGUUGGCAGUUCAACAACAAUGAAUGGAUUUAAUACUGUUAUGGAAUGGAAGUAUUAGGAUUCAGAUGGAAGCCUCGGGACCAUAGCAAGGCCACAUGUUUGCUAGCUCAUUGGCUUUCUUCUUGGAUAGAAGAUGGUAACUUGCAGUGUAAGUUGUGGCAAUGAGCUAUUCAAAGCAGAGCUUAAUGGCUUUGUGAAUGAUGAACUGAAGAUGGCUUGAUCGUCUUCUCUUGAAAUGAUAUUUACUAAAACAAGUUGGAGACAAAUAAUGCUUGGCC